Messenger RNA from Habropoda laboriosa, 1076 nucleotides. It is a transcript of the gene mRpL1, whose product is annotated as 50S ribosomal protein L1. Bases 30 to 1076 code for a protein of 348 amino acids. Lineage: Eukaryota; Metazoa; Arthropoda; Insecta; Hymenoptera; Apidae. The transcript is spliced from 8 exons. The record is from RefSeq and is a predicted model, not a curated record.
UUAUACUUGUUUCAUAUAAAGUAACGACAAUGUUGACGAGAUGGUUGACAAAUAAUUUUCGUUUUGCGUAUAAUUGCAAUGCUGGAUAUAAUGUAUAUUCACCUAUAUUUAUGCAAACACGAGAAUAUGCUGCUAGGAAAGGAACAAGAGAAAAAGCUAGGAAGAAGAAAGUUAAAAAAGUGAUUGAAAAAGUAGGAUUUGAUGCAAAGACAUGGAGUAAAAAAGAAGUGAAGAAAUCAGUUUCUCCACUUGGUACAAUAGAUGACAGUUGGAGGCACAAAGCAACUGAUGAUGUAUGGGUAAUAAAGUAUCAUCAAAGGCCAAUUUUUUCUUUCAAAGAAGCUAUACAAUGUCAUCGGGAAACACAUCAUCCAACUAUGUUCAAUAAAUCUAAUGCAUCUGUUAAUGUAUUUAUAGAAUUGGAUAUGAAGCGUGAGAAGAAAAAUAAAUUUGUUGAGAAAUUUUCAAAAGUUAUUGAUACACCACAUACAUUUAAACAUGAAGAGGCACCAAAUAAAAUAUUAGUUUUCUGUAAAAAUUUGGAAGAACAAGAAAAGGCUAGAAAUGCUGGAGCUGAUUUUGUUGGUGGUAUUGAACUAAUAAAACAAAUUCAAAAUGGAGCCUUUGUGUUUAAAGAGUAUGAUUAUAUUCUAUCUCAUGCAAACAUCUUAACCGAUUUAUUAUUAAUUCGAGGUUUGUUGAAAAGGAAAUUUCCAAAUAUGAAAACAGGUACUUUGGGUAAUGACAUGACUAAACUUGUUCUAAAAUUUAGAGAUGGAAUUGAAUAUACUGCAAUACCUCAUGAUAUUCACAAAGACUAUGGUACAAUUACUACAACUUUUGGCUUGCUUGACAUGGAUUUAAAACAGCUAGAAGAAAACUUUGAUGCUCUUCUUAAUAACAUUAACAAAAUGAGGCCGAAACGUGAAGAGCUCUUUAUUCAAAGAGUUCAGGUUAGGUGUCCACCUUCACCAGAAUCUUUGAAAGUUAAUUUUAAAGAUUACCUUUUAACGAAUGUUAAAGAAGAAGUAAAAGAACAGGAAGAAGAUAACACAGCAAUUAUCUCUACCCAUUAA